UGUCGUUCAACUCGCCCGAGGUGGCGGCACGUUACACUAGAGCAACGACUGGCAGCCACUCCACCCAUCGCCAGACGGAGCUGCGAUCCAGGCAGAGGAGGACGCGGCGGACAGAAGAUGCGUUGCGUGUUGCUGCUAGCGGUGGCUUCCGCUGCCGUCCACUGCAGCCGUGCCGAGCCCCGCGCCCCGGAGGUCGAGGUCGAGUCGGGCAUUUUGCGCGGGAAGUGGAUCCAGUCGCAAUUCUCGAAACGGAACGUCGCCGCCUUCGAAGGGAUUCCGUAUGCAGAGCCUCCCGUCGGAGGGCUGCGUUUUCAGCGCGCGGUCCCUGUCGCCUCAUGGUCGGGUGUUAGGGUUGCCGACCGACUCAGUGCCAUGUGUCCUCAGCAAGACUUUUUGAUGGGGAAAAACUAUGUGGAAGGCAACGAGGACUGCCUGUACAUUAACGUGUAUGCUCCAGAGACGGUGUCGAGAACCAAGCCUCUACCCGUCAUGGUUUUCAUCCACGGCGGAGGCUUCAUGGUCUGGUCGGGUGGAAUGCACGGACCAGAGUUCCUCAUGGAGCGCGAUGUUGUCUACGUCAACUUUAACUACCGCCUUGGGCCGCUCGGAUUCUUGAGCAUGGGCGAUGACGUCAUUCCUGGCAAUAAUGGAAUGAAGGACAUGGUCUUGGCGUUGAACUGGGUCCGUCAGAACAUAAGGUCGUUCGGUGGAGACCCGGAGUCGGUGACGAUUUUCGGGGAGAGUGCGGGCGGCGCCUCUGUGCAUUACAUGACUCUCUCGCCUCUCACCAAAGGUCUGUUCCACCGAGCCAUCCCCAUGAGCGGCACUGCGAACGCUGCCUGGGCGUUCCACGACACUGCAGAGGCAAAGAAGAACGCCGCAAAACUGGCCGCCCUGCUGGACUGCCCGGCUCAGCCCAGCGAGCAGCUCCUGGAGUGCCUGCGGGGGAAGUCCGCCGAGGACAUCGUCAGGGCCCAGCUGGGGUUCGGCGAGUGGUACGGCCACCCGCUGCUGCCCUUCCGCGUGGUCGCCGAGCCCGGCGUGCCUGGGGCCUUCAUCGACCGGCCGCCGAGCCAACUAGUGCCUCGCGACGUACCGCUCAUGAUCGGGGUCGUUUCGGACGAGGGUUGCGUCGUGACCGCCCCACUUUUGCAUAACGAUCAUGCGAUGAAAGAUUUGAACGAUAAUUUCAAUAAAGUGUUACCUUUGACGCUAUUAUUGUCUCAUCUUCCUGAAAAAGAUCAGACGCACAUCAGUCAAGAAAUAAGGAAUGUGUACUUCGCAAAAUCUGAUGACACGACAUCUCCUCUUACAGAUAUCUUCUCGGACAUCUACUUUCAAUACCCCUCCCUCAUGACCAUAAAGCAGCAUAAGGCGCACGCAAUAUCCUCCGUGUACUUCUAUAAACUCGCUUACCACAGCAAAGACAAAGGCUUCUCUGGUCCAUUCAGCGGCUACAAAUUGAAUUCAACAUUUGAAAUGUGCCACUGCGACGAUUUGAUGUACCUGUUCCCCUUUAAGGAGUUGUUUCCUAAAGAACUGUCAGAUUCGGACCGUGCCUACACUGAUCUCAUGCUGGAACUGUUCACCACAUUCGCAGCAACGGGCCAACCAACUUCCGACAACUCAUGGUCGGAGGUGGAAGACGUGGAUGAAGCCGAAUAUGCCUACAUCCCGAACGCUGGAGAACUGACGAUGCGGCGAAGCUACCCGUCAGAAAAGAGAAAUUUGUGGAGAAGGAUCGACGCCGCACGAAGCAAGACUCGUUUCAUCAGCGACGAACUAUAACGCAGGAAAAUUGAAGGAACUGCACUCUGAAAACCUUACGAACUAUUCCAGGCCACACAGAAAUGUAGCAGUUAUAUUGAGCACAUAUUAACUUGCUAAGAAAAAAACCCUCGUAAUUUAGGUACUAUUUCAUAUAAAAAACUAAUUAGUUUGUACCACGCUCAUAAUACUUUUAAAGAUUUUAAGCGUGUGCCAGAAGUCUUUACAGUUAGAAACCCACGAGUAACAUCCGGCAACAUGCAACUGGCGUCGACUGUGGUAAGCACGGGCUUCGCGCUCGUGCACUUAUUCCGUCAAUCCAAGCCUGGCGUUUACGCCGACCAUAGCCUGCGGCGCUUAUCUGUUUUUUCCUCGUACACUGAUAAAACUAAAGCGUAAUAUUACCAUCUGUUUUCAAGCGCAAUCAGUUUACGUUUGAAAUCACAAUGCGCGGGGGAAUUUCCAGCGUAUGCUUCGUUUCAAGCGUUAUGUCAACAAGCGUAACUUGAUGUUUGACUCAAGCAUAGAGUUACGCUUUAGUUUUACCAUUGUUUAAGCAUUGAAAUCAAUGAUUUACGCCUGGAUUUUGUCUCUUUAUAUCAAAGCUGACUCCUUACUCCCCCCCCCCCCCCAGUUGCGCAGAUCACACGCAAUGUUUGAAAUUCCGUCAAGUGUGGCCCUCACUCCGUCCUUGUCUACUCUGGGUUGCCACUUUGACGUGAUUGAUGGAAUAAAGCCUCGUUAGAAACCCACGAAAAUAGGCUCCGUAUUUUAAUCACUUCAUUAACAUCCCAAGCCUCUUUCUUUAUCACGCCCGAUGUCACAUCCGUGCGAUUGAUAUCGACACAGGUCACGUUUGCGAGGUUUUUUUGAAUUUUCAAUUGGAAAAUAAAGUGUCAAUAAUUUCCAGUUA
Molecule: messenger RNA, 2680 nt
Organism: Thrips palmi
Lineage: Eukaryota; Metazoa; Arthropoda; Insecta; Thysanoptera; Thripidae
Product: venom carboxylesterase-6-like
Exons: 10
Coding region: 118-1788 (556 amino acids)
Source: RefSeq, a predicted model, not a curated record